AGUUCUGUGUGGUCGCAGCACAUAAGCAAAUCCAUUCUUGUGCCGAUUCUCGGAAAAGCUUUUCAGUAAAUGCACUCAUGCUGCUCCAGGAGCUCUUCUCUGCAACAAGCCGCCCAUCUGCCAUCAACAAGUUAAGACAGAGAGAACUAACGGCUGCGGAAAGGAGAGACUGAAGCUUUGAUUAACCAGCCGAGCAGUUAAGGGAAGAGAAAUUUAAUAACUUAUAUUCAAAACUGAUUUAGAGGAUCACAGCAGUCACAGAAAAUGAAACCAACGCUUUCCAGAGGAAUAUCCUAAGGAAAAAAAACAACUUACCCUGGUGGAUUCAAUUUUACUCAGAAAGCCUCGGACACAGAAAACAGGAAACUGGUCAAAGGCUCCUACAUGUUAGAGCCUUUUACAGACUCACUGCGUUGAGUCUAACAACCGCGACUGAAUGCAGCCUCCAAUGUGCUCAGAAGAAUGGGCUUACAUUUCAAGUGGCCAUUAGGGGCCCCUAUGCUGGCAGCAAUAUAUGCAAUGAGUAUGGUUUUAAAAAUGCUGCCUGCCCUGGGUAUGGCGUGUCCACCCAAAUGCCGCUGCGAGAAGCUGCUCUUCUACUGCGACUCUCAGGGCUUCCACUCAGUGCCAAACGCCACAGACAAGGGCUCCCUGGGCCUGUCCCUGAGGCACAAUCACAUCACAGAGCUUGAAAGAGAUCAAUUUGCCAGCUUCAGUCAACUUACCUGGCUCCACUUAGAUCACAAUCAAAUUUCAACAGUAAAAGAAGAUGCUUUUCAAGGACUAUAUAAACUUAAGGAAUUAAUCUUAAGUUCCAACAAAAUAUUUUAUUUGCCAAACACAACUUUUACCCAACUGAUUAACCUGCAAAAUUUGGACCUGUCUUUUAAUCAGCUGUCAUCUCUGCACCCAGAGCUCUUCUAUGGACUUCGGAAACUGCAGACCUUGCAUUUACGUUCCAACUCCCUGCGGACUAUCCCAGUACGCCUGUUCUGGGACUGUCGUAGUCUGGAGUUUCUGGAUAUGAGCACAAACCGUUUGCGAAGUUUGGCUCGCAAUGGAUUUGCAGGAUUAAUCAAACUGAGAGAGCUUCACCUAGAGCACAACCAGCUGACGAAGAUUAAUUUUGCUCAUUUCCUACGGCUAAGCAGUCUGCACACGCUCUUCUUACAAUGGAACAAAAUUAGCAACUUGACGUGUGGGAUGGAGUGGACCUGGGGCACUUUAGAAAAGCUAGAUCUGACUGGAAAUGAAAUCAAAGCCAUCGACUUGACAGUGUUUGAAACGAUGCCUAAUCUUAAAAUACUCCUCAUGGAUAACAACAAGUUAAACAGUCUGGAUUCCAAGAUCUUAAACUCCCUGAGGUCCCUCACAACCGUUGGCCUCUCUGGCAAUCUGUGGGAAUGCAGUGCCCGAAUAUGUGCUCUGGCCUCCUGGCUGGGCAGUUUCCAAGGUCGGUGGGAGCAUUCCAUCCUAUGCCACAGUCCUGACCACACCCAAGGAGAGGAUAUUCUAGAUGCAGUCCAUGGAUUUCAGCUCUGCUGGAAUUUAUCUACCACUGUCACUGCCAUAGCUACAACUUACAAAGAUCCGACCACCGAAUAUACAAAAAGAAUAAGCUCAUCAAGUUACCAUGUGGGAGACAAAGAAAUCCCAACUACUGCAGGCAUAGCAGUUACUACCGAGGAACACUUUCCUGAACCAGACAAUGCCAUUUUCACUCAACGGGUAAUUACGGGAACAAUGGCUUUAUUGUUUUCUUUCUUUUUUAUUAUUUUUAUAGUGUUCAUCUCCAGGAAGUGCUGCCCUCCCACUUUAAGAAGAAUUAGGCAGUGCUCAAUGAUUCAGAACCACAGGCAGCUCCGAUCCCAAACACGACUCCAUAUGUCAAACAUGUCAGACCAAGGACCGUAUAAUGAAUAUGAACCCACCCAUGAAGGACCCUUCAUCAUCAUUAAUGGUUAUGGACAGUGCAAGUGUCAGCAGCUGCCAUACAAAGAAUGUGAAGUAUAAAAUCUACCCAUCAUCAAAAAUCACAUCAGAUAAGUAACCUAUUUUACAUAGUAGAGGCUAAAUACAUAUCUAAUUUUUACCAAUGGUGACAUUAAGCCUAAUUUUCCAAACUAAGUGGAGACUUAGUUUUUGAAGUGUUGAAGUAUUUUUAAUUUUUUAAAUGAAACCAUAUUUUAAGUGUUAAAUGAAGCAAUGGUCACAUUAAUUUGCACUCCUGUUGGAAAGUCUAAAAAUGCUUACUUCAAAAUAAGACAUUUCAUGUAUGUAAUUAUAUACUAUCAUGUGUAAACAUUUACACCAAGGUCUCCAUAUGCUAUUUUUUUCUACUGAAAACAAUUUGGAAAGAAGCUAUUGAGCAGAAACAGAUAUGGAUCAAUACCUGUUUGAUCACUGCUCUCCAUCCCAUGUACCACACUGUCUUGCGGCUUAAAAUGAGAUUUAGUAAAGUUCUCUUGUAUGAUAAUUUGGUAUUUACUCAAAUCUUCCAUCUACAGCCAGUAUGAAAAGUAGAAUUUCAUGUAUGCUGAAGAUUGGUAAAUAUAAACACUCCUCUUUCAGAGUUUUUGCCUGGGUUAGUAGAUAAUAUCAAAGUCCACAUGAAAUCAGAACCCUUUAUGUUAUUCUAACAAGAUGAAUGACUCUUUAAUAUAUUUAAACAAUGAAUCCAAGUGAUUGUGAAAAGAUCUCAUUACAAUGAAAUCAAUACUAAGUAAUUACACCAACUUCUUAUCAUACACUUCUAGUUUGACUUAUAAUGAACAUGUUGAUUUUUGUGACAUUUAGGCAACUGUUUGAAACUAUUUGUAAAUUGCCAUUUUACUAAUUAAUUUACUAAAUUCUAGAUUUACAUUUUUAUUUGGAAAAAAAUUAGAAAUUAUUUUAGAGAGAAGAGAGAUAAGUUAAGUCAAUUUAACAAUCCUGACAGCUCUCUCUGAUUUAAAAGCACACACACAAACUCACACACAACACACUCUCUCCCAACUGUCAUGAUCAAAGAUGCUUUGACAAAGGGGUUGAAUUGAACGUUUUUUCUUCUGUCUUUUCCUAAUCCUCAAACCUCAAAGAGUCAAAUUAAAAAUAAUUGGCUAACAACAGGCAUAACACCAAUUCCUGUUACAGUAUAAAGGAUCCAUGAAAAAAAUCACUUUCUAAAUAUUAUAUACUAAAUUUUGAUCUUUUAAUAAAGAUACACAUUCACAUUUAAGUGUAGUUCCUUCUAAGUGAAGGGAACCAACCACAUAUUACUGAGGUGAGCCUUAUGGUAGAAAAACUCGACAUGCCUAUGCAGUCACACAGUGGCAACUCAAAGGCAGCGCGAAAGUAAGAGAAUGAAAAGGAAAGGCAGAUUUUGAAAUCUGACUCUCAGGUUAGCUGAAGUUACAAGGCAGCCAAGAAUGAUUAUACACAAUCUGCACCAAACAGUGCAAGGCCCCGGGACCUGCCACUAAAAGGGCGGGGAGAAAGGGAGGUUUUACGGUGUAAAUAUAAAUAUUACAUAAUUAACAAAUGAUAAAGAUGCCACAUUUUCUUUGCAGAAAAAAAUCACAGGUGUUCAGUUUCUUCAGUUAUGAUUUCUACAGAAAAACUGUAACAUAUUUGGGACUUAGCUGCAAGUUAACCAUUCACACAGGAUUUUUCCAUAAACAAGGUUCCAUAUAUUCGAAAAAAUGAGAGCACUAACUUGAUUUUGGAAAAAUGGGUUUUUAUAACUGCCAUUUAUGGUAUUAGAAAAAAGGAAACCAUAGAGAAAAUCACUACUAUAAAAAAAAGUUCUCUUUUUCUUAAUAUGAACAUUAACACGAUAUCCGUCAUUCAGGACAUUUUCUUCCCAAAAUUGAAACAUGUUCAGACUAUAGAUUAAUCCAUGAGAUUUAAUCAUAAUUUUUCUUCUUUAAUACUAAGAGACAGGUACCUCAGUACCCUUCACCUGACAUGUCUAAGCAAAAAACAGAGAUCACAAAUUACAGUAAAAAUGUGCUUUCGAUCUAUUUUAAGGUAGGUAGAUUAGUUUGUCAAAGUCUCAGCCCAGGUCAGUUCAGUUGAUCUUGAGCUGUGAACGUUUCUGCUCUUGUUAAACAAGACCCUGGGCUUGUCUGGGCAGAGACAGAAGCUGAUUUUACAGUACAGAGAACAGUGUACUACACUUCCCCACAGAGGGGAUGGAUUAGAAGCCCCUAUUAAAAAUGAGAGCUCUAGGAACUAAACUUUACCAACCCAUUUACCAGGGUGAUCACAGCUAUUUGUCAGGUGACAGCUUGGUCACAACACAACUGUGUCCUGAGUACGUAAGAUUCCAUCAGCUCUAAAGGACAGUGAAGGAAGGAGUGUUUUCCAGAAUUUCAAACCACAACCAAAAAUUAAAACUCAAACUGUGGGGAGAUAUCUCCUCCUCUGGUUGGGAAUCCUCAUCACAUCAAUCCUAAAGAGCCGUCAACUGGCAAAAUCUUUAAUAUAUGUAGAAAAGUAAAUUGGAAGAGCAAGCCAUUUAAUAAUUCGGGGAAACAGCAUGGCCAAGGCCAGUGAGUUAUACUUUCCAGUAGAAAAAUAAUUGAAUUUUUUUUGUCCUCCAUUUUUUUUUUUUGGUAAUGCUCUCUGAGAAAAGUGAAUGGCAGUGCCAAAUAAGUAUUUUCUGUUCUCACUUAAAGCACAAACUUCCCUUUUUAAAUGUCUAUAGAAGGUAGGAGUCCUUUUAAUUUUUGUCUGUUUGUGUUUUGGAAUCUGCUAGCAGAGGUUUGAAGAUGAGACUGUCAGUCAUCUGUGCUUUCUUUACCAAAUGGCUAGGGUGGAACAGCAUCACAGCAAUACUGCAGAUCCUGGUAACACAAUGGUAGGGCUUUUGUUUUUUCGUGGGGUUUUAUCCUCCUCACCCCACCCCCAUUUCCAAGAUUAGAGGAAAAUGACCAUCAGGAACCAAAAACAUGAUUAAUCUCUCUAGAAAAAGGAAUGCUAAAUAAGACUAUGAUACCGUAACUACCUAGAAAUCAAGAACUAGUUUGGAAUCAUUUACAUGCAUUUCUGUAGCUUGCCAGGGAUUUCAAUCACCUUUCUGAAAAAAGAGUGGGCUGAUAAAUGUGCAAAUCCACACACAACUCUGAGAAUACCUACUGCCAACAUAAAAAAGCAAAGAUACUAAUUUUUUAAAGCCAAAAAUCUGUACUAACACAUGUAAUUUCUUAAUGUGCCUAAGUUAAUUUUUGUACCAAUUCAAUGAAUGGAAUUGAUUGAACUUCCCAACUCUACUAAUUAUUAAAAUCCAUCUGCUUAUUCUAAUGCUAGUCAGCAAGAGCUAGACUCCAUCUUUCCAAUAAAAAUGAGCCCUUAUGUAGCACUAGGUCUGAAUCCUAAAAUUAAAAA
Molecule: messenger RNA, 5367 nt
Organism: Carlito syrichta (Philippine tarsier)
Lineage: Eukaryota; Metazoa; Chordata; Mammalia; Primates; Tarsiidae
Gene: LRRTM2
Product: leucine rich repeat transmembrane neuronal 2
Exons: 2
Coding region: 463-2013 (516 amino acids)
Cellular component (GO): extracellular matrix
Molecular function (GO): protein binding
Source: RefSeq, a predicted model, not a curated record